Messenger RNA from Paramuricea clavata, 17079 nucleotides. Lineage: Eukaryota; Metazoa; Cnidaria; Anthozoa; Malacalcyonacea; Plexauridae. The record is from the annotation of a GenBank genome assembly.
AUGGCGGGCGAACAGAGUGGAAAAUUUAGGACUAUUCACGUAGUUUUACAAGAAGUUGUUUGCCAUAAUGCUGGAAAUGAUGGGAAAAGCGAUGGGGCGAGGAAGAUAAGGGAUGCCUUGUGCACAGUGGCCGUAGAAUCGGAGCUGGACUCCGACAGAAAGUCGUUCUGCCGAUCUCUCAGUUGGCAUAGUAAUAAAAUGGCAUGCUGCGGAAAUUUUGGCUAGCUCCGCAAUGCCCUGCAUUGUUUCGGCAUGAAUCGAGAUUAUGGCUGUCAGCAAUAAGUCGUCGACUCAGCGGAAAGCGGAGUAUUAGACAAUAUCGAGAUAUAAAGAUAUUCCCUUAGCUAUUUUCCAUGCUGGGAUCAGAGAUUGGUGAAAACCAUUCCUGAGUAUUGUGAGCCUUUUUGCUUCCUUGCAUGGGAAAAACAAAAAUAAUUAUUUAUAAACAGUAAGAUUUCUCUUACUUUUAUACAGCAAUGCUCUAAAAUCAGUAAAAUGUAAAUACAGCAAGUAAAAUAUUGUUGCAUUUCAGAGCAUUGCCCUUUUAAGCAAGAUAUGAUCACCACCAUCUACAUAUAACUACAGUAUAUUUUUACUUUCACCCAUCUCAAUACACCCUUCAGGUAAUUAAAUCACAGAUACCCCUCUGGUCUAGAAGCCGCACUCUCAUAACAAAAUAAAUUCAUGAACAAAAGGUUUCCUGAACAAGGAAGGAGUUGUGACAUAAAUAUCAAAAGAUUGUAUUCCAAGGAAGACAAAUUUUCAAGGAAUAUCUUGAUUUAUUUCACUAUAAAACAGCAUUCUACAAUAUGGAAUGAACUAGGAAAUGUUUCUUUUUCUCACCUGCAAUAUUGAUUUCAUUUCUCAUGACAAAAACAUUUGCCAGAAAUGAUUUAUAGCAUACCACCUGCUGACAGCCAUAAUCAUGUCACAUGUUGCAACAGUGCUAAGACACUGAAUGUCAUGACAACAACAUGGCUGGGAAUAUGUUUGAAUCUAUUCAUUUCUAAAAACUAGACCCUUAUUUCACACAUUGGACACAGUUUCUUUUUUGAAUGAUUUUAUUCAUUGUUAGUGGGAUAUAGAUAAAUAUGUAGACCACUGUUUGUUUAUGAUGGUCCUCUUGCUUGAUCGCAGUGGGAAUCGAACCCACGACUUUUGGUUUUCUUACCGACUUGACCCUGUACGUACAUGUAUGGCCCAGUUGGUAGAGCAUUGGACUAGCAAACCAAAGGUCACAGGUUCAAUUCUCACCGCUGUCAAGCAAACUCUUCUGCUUGCCCGGUGUGAACACACGCAAACUAGCAUCAGUACCAGUGUAUGCGACACCUUAUAAUAAUACAAUGUUCUAUCUAUCAGGAUACUAGCAUGUGUAUAGUUUAUUUCUAUUAAUAUUUUUCACACUGAGAACAAUAAAAUGGUGAUAUUGCAUUAUUUGAUGAUUGUAGUUUGAUAUCUGAACAGCCAAAUCAUUCUUGCAUUCCCGGGUAUAUUCCUGCAAAAACAUGCAAUAAUUAUAAACAAUAAUUAUACAUAUUCUACAAUAAUUAUAAGCCCAAUGCCCGACCCCAUCACUCCGUCUCCCUGUCAGGCGCACAAAUCACCAUAAAUUUGUUGUCUUGGUGCACAAACCCUAAUAAUUCAGGGAUCCCUCAGAAAACCUCAUACCAAUAGCAUGCUGUUUAGAAUUAUUUCCUAUAUUAGACAACCCUUUGGAUAAAUUUUUAUCCAAAAUUUUAAUAAUACACCCUUUCCAUAAUUACGUCAUUUGGCCUGGGAGCCUUGCACUCAUAAAUCUAGAUCCAGGGCUCCAAGAGCAAAAAGUAUGUGUGACGUAAAUAUCGAAAGGGUGUAUUUACAGCUUACCCUUAAGAAUUUGGUUAAAAUUCAGGCAAUCCCUCAGAAAACCUCAUCCCCAAUAGCAUGCUGUUCAGAAUUAUUUCCUAUUUUAAUCAACCCUUCGGAUAAGUUUUUAUCAAAAAAUUUGAUAAUACAUCCUUUCAAUAAUUACAUCAUUUGACCUGGGACCCUUGCACUCAUGAAUUGUGAGCUGGGACUCCAAGAGCAAAAAGUAUGUGUGACGUAAUAAUCGAAAGGGUGUAUUUACAGGUUACCCUCAAGAAUUUGGUUAAAAUUCAGGCAAUUCCUCAGAAAACCUCAUCCCCAAUAGCAAGCUGUUCAGAAUUAUUUCCUAUUUUAAACAACCCUUCGGAUAAAUUUUUAUCAAAAAAAUUGAUAAUACAUCCUUUCAAUAACUACGUCAUUUGGCCUGGGCGCCUUGCACUCAUGAAUCAUGAUCUGGGGCUCCAAGAGCAAAAAGUAUGUGUGACGUAAUAAUCGAAAGGGUGUAUUUACAGGUUACCCUGAAGAAUUUUGUUAAAAUUGAGGCAAACCCUAGGAAAACCUCAUCUCCAAUACCAUGCUGCUCAGAAUUAUUUCCUAUUUUAAACAACCCUUCGGAUGAAUUUUAUCCCAAAUUUUAAUAAUACACCCUUUCAGUAAUUACGUCAUUUGGCCUGGGAGCCUUGCACUCAUGAAUCGUGAUCUGGGGCUCCAAGAGCAAAAAGUAUGUGUGACGUAAUCAUCAAAAGGGUGUAUUUACAGGUUACCCAGACGAAUUUCGUUAAAAUUCAGGCGACCCCCCAGAAAAUCUCAUCCAUAGGGGUGUUAAACCUCAUCCAUAGGGGAUUCUAAUUGGCGCUUUUGGAUGCAUUUUUGACAGGCGUGUGAUAAGCAAGACUAUUAUGCGAAAAGUCAUGCUAUUUGUGUCCAGCUAGGUAAGUCCCGACUGAUAUACAGUAAUUCAAUUGAUGUAAUGGACCAUUUGCAUUAUAGACUAAAUUUUGAUAUAGACAAAAAUUUCAUCAUAGCUUGAAAGAGCAUUACAAAAUUAGUAAUAUUCCAAAGUUUCGUUGCGAAAUGUUGUAAAAUGCGGAUAAUAUAGCCUUGCGAAGUUAGCCGUUUUUCAGUCAUUUUGUAUUGCGCACGGGAAAUUGACAGCCCAAUCGGGUGUUGGGGCAUCAAUUUCCCGUUUGUAAUACAAAAUGACUGAAAAUUGCAAAUUUCGCAAGGCUAUAUUAUCCUCAUUUUACAACAUUUCGCAACGAAACUUUGGAAUAUUACUAAUUUUGUGAUGCUCUUUCAAGCUGUGACGAAAUUUUUGUCUAGAUCAAAAUUUAGUCUAUAAUGCAAAAUAUGGUCCAUUGUUUCCAUAUCGUUAUUUAUUACUUCUAUUAAUACUAACCACGGAAUUUUAACAUCGCAUUGCUGUCUGAAAACGGCCCAUAGUAAAUAGUAACACACAACCGAACCUGAUAACGCACUCCUGCUCGUGUUUUAAAUAGAAUACAUGGUGUUUUUAUUCUCAAUUUAGCCAUAUGUGACAAUGACUGGUUGGGUUUCAGAAGCUCUUGCUACAAAUUGGAGCCUGAGGAAACCACUUGUCGCAAGGCUAGGAAUAAAUGUGCGAAUGACGGAUCUAAGUUGGUGGAAAUAAAUGAUCUUCAAGAAGAAGAGUUUAUCAAUACUUCAUUCAAAGGGAAAUACCUGGUAAGAGUUAAUGUAUAAAACACUUGACUUGGCAUAAGAAACAUACUUACGUACUAGUUAAUACAAAAGGAAGCCGCCACAUUUGCAUGUAAAAUUGGUUGGGACUUUUCUUUUCCAAAGUUUGACAUGCAAUUUUGAAAGCCUGUCAAGUUUUCGGCAUUUUCGUUUAAUAUUACUUUAAAUUUUAAAACUAUUCCUACUUUUUUGCCACAGUUAAUAGAGUAGCCUAACUUUCCAUGCAUCUACUGUACAUGCAUCUUACGUGUAUUAAACGAGAAACAGUUGCAAAGAAGACACAUAUUUUCAUGCAACGAAAACGACGGCGAUGUUUGAAAUUGGAGAAAUUCAUGAAAAUUGUCUCAAAAUGUGAUUUGACAGAGCUGUACGGGAUUGCCGCGGUCCUCGUUUUGCCAAUCACUUUCGCCAAAAAUAUCGCGUACUAUUCAGUUCCGCGGUUAAAAUAAAUAUAAAAAAUAAUGUAAAAAUAGAUUUACAGCUUCUUGUAUUCGGUAUAAUCACAUACGAAGACUACGCGCAGAUUGGAAGUAUUACGCCCUGACCAUGACUAUAUAAGGCCCGUUUUAUACGUCGAAUUUUGGUCGCGUCGAAUGUAAUUAAGACAAUAGAUAAUGAGAUGAUAAACCUCAUUAAGCUUCAUUAUCUUUUGUUUGAAUUGCAUUCGACGAGACUGCAAUUCGACGUAUAAAAUAGGCCUUCCCUUCUCUGAUCAGCUUCUACCAGAUUCCGGUCAAUAAUAACACCGGAAGUGAGGCGCGAGCUGCUCGCGUCUGCUGGUCGCUUUGCAAGUCGUUCAGAAGAAUAGUUAAAGUUGCGCGUGUAUUUCACUCUUGGAACAAGCGUUCUAAAACGAAUAAAUGAAUAGGUAUGUGUACGACGAAAUCAAACUGCUUAAGCAACGUUUUCAUUUCUACAUCACGUUCUUAUUACAAAUCAAACCUUUCUCAGUUGGAAAAGCCUAAACCUGUGAGCAUACAAAUUGUAACGAAGGAAACGCGUCCUUAUUUAUUAUAGCAAGUUUGCAAAUUUGAAUGAAUUUAGUCGCGCGAUAAGCAUGCGCACAUGUAAUAGUCCACGGUUAACUUGGAGGUAAGAUCCUAUUGUGAGUCUUCGACAACCUUCUGAACAUUUGCAUCGGGUGAUUCAUUUAGUACGUACUCAACUAUAUGGCGGAAGGGGGAGUCCGAGAAGUUUGUGCGUAUACCUAUUGGUUAAAUAACGUCAUUUGUAAUGUUCUUUGCGUACAAGGCGAAGGGUAGGGGCUACAUUUUCCAAAAAUAUUUUCCGCGGUGUUAAAAAAACAAGAUAUCCUAAAGUACACAGAAGAUUUAUAUAAACAAGAUGUUUAACUUGGGGUUUAUCUUAUAGUUUUUAGGUACACUCUCUGUGAUCGUGUUGUUUCAAUUCUUGUAUAUUGUUUCGUUUUCGGGUGAUAAAAAAUUGGUAAAUCACCUUGUAAAUCUUGUAAAUCGAUAUACCUUGUAAAUCACCUUGUAAAUUUCACCUUUUAAAGCACUGUGGUGAAGAGCAAAGAGAUGUCUCUGGAAAAGGGAAUUUUAUUUGUGAGAAAAAAGGUAAAGGCAACGGGAAUGAAUAUUUAGGCUCCCUUUGGGUGUUAUAGGUUGACGCCCUGCUGUUUAUAUGAAUGCUGAGCCAUAUCCUAUCCUAAGCUAAUCUAACCUAUCCUAAUCUCUGACUCUAACUUAUAUUCCCACUUUGGGUGUGACAACAGUGACGGACAAAAGAUACAAACUAGAAAUACAUGCAUGCAGCAGCUCCUCACUGACAACCAAACAAUUACAUCUCCUGAAUAUUGUUUCAAACUAUCAGCAUGAAAUAUUGAACAUAUAUAACAUAAGAUAACAUAUUAAUUACGUAGUAUGCAAAACCAACUUUGUUUAUGCGAAACGUUAAUGUACAGUAUAUAUAUCUAGUUGUGCGUGCGAAUCGUAACUUUCUGCAUCGAUGGCUUCAUGUUGAUUAAUUAAUAAACAUGUAACUGUUAGCCUAUGACGCAAUAUAAUAAAUAUUAGAAUACUGCACGGCACUCAUUACGUUAGUUAAUACUUGAGACCAGGGACGUCACUACCGUGUGUGUGUGCGUGUGCGUGUGCGUGUGCGUGUGCGUGUGCGUGUGCGUGUGCGUGUGCGUGCGUGUGUGUGUGUGUGUGUGUGUGUGUGUGAGGGUAACACCCCAAUAAUUUAAAAAGUUGGUAAAAGUUGGUCAAAAUGGAAAAUAUUUGGUUAACGUUGGUCAAAGGUGCAGGUCAAACUUGGCAAGUCUGACAACAAAGUUGGUAAAUGUUAUGAAAUCGUUCUCAAUGUUAACAAUGUUGAUGCCUUCGCAAUUUCUCUGCUUGAGACAAGGUGAAGGAUUCAUAUAUAUAUAUAUAUAUAUAUAUAUAUAUAUAUAUAUAUAUAUAUAUAUAUAUAUAUAUAUAUAUAUAUAUAUAUAUAUAUAUAUAUAUAUAGCUACUUUUGAAAUUCCAGACAUUGGCGCGGUUACAAAAUCAGUACGGCGGUUAGGCUGAGACAGAGACAUAAGCCCCUUAAUCCCCUCCUGUAUGAUGUUGUAAGACUAAAAUUGACAUUUUAUCUGACGUAUAUAGUAAUGUACUACUGUUUUGUCUCCCCGCUCAUACAGCACAAUUGAAAGGGGGAGAGAGCGCUACAUGUUAAUUUGUGCAAUUAUUUACAAAAAAUAACUGUUCAGUCUAUAUAUCCCACCUUUAAAUGUUAUUGAUUGUAGUCACAAUUGCAUGCUAACCAAAAAUUAACUAGUUAGACCAUAACGAUUAUACAGGGUGUAUAAAAAAAGGUAAUCGAACUUCAGCGCGCUAUUGUAUCUGAAUUACUAUGCGUAUGAACGAGAUUUUUUCACAUUCGGAAAGAUCAUGCUUUUAGCUGUUGAAUGAUAUCUUCAUGCCAAAUGGAUAAGAAAUGAGCAAAUACGAAUCCGAUAAAAAAUGUUAGUCAGAAUAGCAUAUUUUCGCCGUUGAGAGUUGGGUCUAAAACCAUUGAAAUGAACCCCCUCUGGUACUUAAGUUGAUGAAUUUCACUUCAAUAAACGACGCACAUAUUCAUAAUUAUUAUUAAGUAGGGAUAAAUCUUAGCUAAGGGCAUGUUCAUAUGAGCCCAGUUAACCGAGCUGGCCCGCUUUGCCGAGCAGGCCCGCUUUGCUUUCACAUGAGGCGGGCCAGCCCGGCAAUCAUAUCUAUUCAUAGUAACGAUUUAGCUACGACACGUUCGUCAUUAAUUUCUUUUUCUUUUGUUAUGCAUUGUUUUAAUUAGGCACAGAGGUGAAAAUUUGCGAUUUUGACUAACAUUUUUUAUCUGCCUCGUACAUGCGUAUUUUUUCUCCUCUUGGUAUGAAAAGCCUGUCAUUCAAUAGCUAAAAGCCUGAUCUUUCCGGAUAUGAAAACCAAUUGUUCAUACGUCGAGUGAUUCACGUAUAAUAGCGCGCUGAAGUUCGAUUACCUUUUUUUUAUACACCCUGUAUGUAACCAAUUGCUUGUAGCAAAGUUACUCACAGAAAUGUACAUAAGUGUGUGUAAUCAGUGUGCUACCAUUUUCAGCUAAUUGUUCCAAUAAUUGGAAUCUUGCUAACAGCGGGCAAUGUUGGCGAGAAAUUGAUAAAGAUCUGAUGACGUGGCAGGCUGCUUAUGACUUUUGCUUGCUGAAGAAUAGUAGUCUUUUAAAUUCAAAUGAUGGUACAGUUAUUAACAAGACAUCACCUUCUUUGAAAGAUGGGAAGCGAUGUUGGACAAACAGUACUCAAAUUAACGAUCCAUUACAAGGCUUGUACUGCCUUGAUGGUGGACAAUUUAAUGCCAAUCAUAGACAAGGAUUAUAUGGAUACCUGACCUACGCUGGCGAAGAAGAGAGAUGUACUAUUAUUCGUGAGAGCCAGAAUGGCAUUUGGGAAGAUAUCCCUUGUAGUGCUGGUCACUCGUUUGUCUGCAAAAAUAGAGAACUUAAGAGCACGGUAUUUAUUGUCUACAUUUCUAAUUAUUUUAUUUUAUUUAUUUUAUCAGUUUUAGCUUUGCCAACUAGGGCAGGGUCACCACAACAGCAUAUGCUAAUUACUGUUGGCCCUUUUACCUAACCCACCCUGUUGAAGGAAACCGGAACCCGGGGAAACCUUUCGGCAGAGCGUUGACUUUUACUCUUUUCACACGAGGACUGGGUUCGAGUCGCAUUGAGAAAGUACUCACUGAGGCUUGAACCUGCGGCUCAAAGGUGAAAGGCAAGUGCGCUAACCACUUGGCCACCGAAGCCCCAAAUAUAGCAACCAAAUAUAGCAACCGAAUUAAGCCCCAUAAGGUAACUAAAAACAAACUAAGCUAAGCAACAGUAAUGAUAAUCCUAGCUUGCCACUAAUGAACACUGCAUGUGUGGACUAAUUCCGCACACGUACCGGGGAAUUACUCUGGACUGAGUGUAAAUCGCUAGCGCUUAUUCAAUAUUCACAACACGAAAGCCAGCAUUUUGUUGUAAUAUAAAAACAUAUUUCUUAUUUGCAUAUACUUCUAGCUUCUUCCAAAAAAUAUAAAAGAUUAGUAUGGUAAAGUGAAAAGAAUACCUCGGCUUUAAGGUCAUCGGUAAAGAUUGACCAAGGAUCAUCAUAAUUAUCAACAUUUUCACAAGAAUACAAACCUUACGUUCGUUGGGAGGAGUUGCCGGAGGGGGUUAAUGACUUUUGUUAUGUACGCUCUUUAAAAUGUUGAACGAUGCAUCCAUCUUUUUUCUUGAAGUUCAAUAGUUGCGAGUACGUUUUUGGAUUGGAUAAAGGGCAGAAAAAAGCGCACUCUCUGUACGCUUGUGAAAAUGUAUAUAAACGGCGAUCCCUAAAAAUAAAGUCCGCGAACAUACGUCUGGUCAAUUUCAAAUUGCCUUAUUUCGACUUGUCUCUCAUGAAGAAUUGUACUUCCGUGUUGCUUCAAUUCUUCUAAGAAUGAUCGUAAUUCGUUUGAGCAUGUGUAUUGUAAUGAAUUUGUUUCACUAAGGUUACCUGGAUGAAUUUCAGACGUCCGCGGACAAUACAAAUGUUUGACUGAGUCAUUAAAGCCUUAUUGGCUAUGAAUUUUUUAGAAGCCGUAAUAAUUUUAAUAAUUUGUGAAAGUAUACGGAGAUUCCUGCACUUCAUCAUAUCUGUCAUAUUCCUUACUAACUUCCUCCCUUUGUUUAAAUGCUAGACCAUGUUGAUGGCAUGCGUUCAUCCUCUUAUAUAUGUACAUGCUUUAAUCCAGCUGAGUAGAAAUGUUUAUUAAUUUCUACUCAUGGCCACGGCCUUUUACGUGUUAGUAAAACUACCUGUUGAGUCCAUGAAUCAUGGUUUGAAAAAACUACAAGCUGCUAAAACAUUCUUUAAAUAAAAUUGAAUUUCUUCCCUUAUUUAGAAUGAUCCUAAGAAAUCUAUAGAGGAGAAGGUAUACUCGUUUCAUUUCUAAUUGUGUACCAGUUUCCACUUUUAAACGACUUGAAAUUUAGCUCUAAAAUUUAAAUUUGAAUCGUUUGAUACUGGAUUUCCUUUGAUGGCGGUGAAAAACUGUUCUCUCGGCCAGCCGGUUUCUUUAUGUUUUUAUUACAAGAAUUGUUUAUGGAAAAUUUUUAAUAUAUUGCCUUGUUACGAUCAACCAAGGGCAACUUGCUUCACAAAAAUGAAAGGUUUUAAAUGAGAACUUGUUCAAGCCAACACAUUAAUAAGAAAUGUGACAAUAAAAUUUAAGCAUGACAAAGACGAAGCAUAUAGUACGUGAUUACGUGGCAGAAAACCACGGUCAACCGACAACUUAAUACAAAUGUAAGACAAAACAGAUCAGGGCAUUUUUAAGGAUUUUUGAGUGGGGAUUGGCAAAAAGGGACCACUCACCGGCGCAGCGAAUUAUAGGAAUGGAACUAAAUAUUUCUUCAAUUUUUGUCAAUUUUUUUAUAUACUAGUGAUUUUGAUAGGGGGUAUAUUUAACAUGGGAAGGACAACAUGAGGUAGGGGGAGCCUUGGCCCACCAUUCUAUGUUAAAUAAUGCCCUGAAACAGAUUGAUCAGUAAAUCCUUAUUAAUUAAUAUUUAAUAUUUGAACUAAGAUAUGGACAAGUUUUUGAAACUAAUUUUCCGACUUUUUUCAAAGCCAUUAUAAAACCUCUCUUUUUUAUUUAAUUAAUAUGCGUCUUUAGUGCCAUGCACAUGCCUCGUUUUUAUGUAAAUUAAUUUGCUUUCCUUACACAGGGCAAGAUACUGAAGGCUGUACAUAGACUUGUAGAUGUACCUUUCAAGGUAAUUAAGUAUUGAUAACUCUAAUAUAUAUAUAUAUAUAUAUAUAUGUACCGUCUGAAUAUCUAACACCAUUUUGGUUCGCUAUGCUUCUAAAUGAAUAUGAAAUAGAGUUAAUGUUCAGAAAAAUUCGAAACAUUCGAAAUUUGGGCAAUAUUUACAUUAGAGGGUCCUCACCGCAUUAUUAUGAGCAGAACCGAUGCGCAGAAACUUUAAAAACACAGGUAUUCGGUAUAUUUAAAACACGAGCAAGAGUGCUAGAUCGGCUGCUCAUGUUUUAUUUAGUACUUAAAAACUAGCUGACACAGUAUAUGAGUUCAUUGGCGAAUAAUUUUUAAAAGUCAACGUUGUCUGAGCCGAGAAAAUCGAAGCUAAAGCUUAUGUGAAUUAACAUUAUUUUUAUCACAUGCAAGUGAUUUCCUUUGUCUUUUCCUCAUGAAUUAUUAAUGAGUUUUUUAAAUUAUGAAAUAUAAUAAAUUCAAAUAGGCUAAGAGUAGUUUUAUUGAAAUACUGUGCCAAAAGGUGUAAUUGUAAUCAGUGCCAAGAAAUAAUUUAGUGCAAGUAACUCAGUAAACAAAAAAUAAUAGUUGAAUAAACACCUUUUAAUUUAAUUUUAAUUUGCCAUUGUUAUCUAUUCUACACUCAUUAAUAAUUCAUGAAGAAAAGUUAAAAGAAAUGAAUGUUUAAUCAAUGUUUGUAAAUUGGAUAAAGAUUUGUUCUGAUUUACAUAAACUUCAGCUUUGAUUUUCUCGGCUUAUAGACAAUGUUUAUUUUUAAAAUUACUUCGCAAUGAACUCAUAAGAUGGCUUGUUUUUAAGUACGUUAAAACAUUCGCAUCCGAUCUUUUUCUGAUAUAGAAACUCUCGCCUUCGGCUCGAGUUUGUAUAUCAGAUAAAGAUUGGCUGCUCAUGUAUAUCAGAAAAGGAUCCGGCUGUUUUGUGUUUUAACUAGUAAUUAUUUUUUAUACUGCUGCCAUUGUUUAUCUAUACCUAUUUCUGUCAUUGUUAUCUAUACCUUUUUUAGGUUGAAGAAAAGCUGUCUGAAAGAACCAAGGAAAUCAUUGGAAUUGUCAACUCAAGCAGCUUCAAAGGAUCACUUAAAAGCACAACACAAAACAGAACAGUAGGUAUGAAUCCCGUUUAAGUGCCUUGUAUAGUAAUGUCUCAACCCACAAAAGUAUCUGUGGUGCACGAGCUAGCUCUGCAGGGGUGUACAUAGAAAUGACUAGAAAUACAUGCAUACAACAAACAUAUUCCAUUCUGAGCCUAUGACUAAAACUAUAAUAUAAGUAAUUAUGUAGCUGGACACAGUCCAACUAUCAUACUGUAGUUGGGGAUGUGAAGAACAUGCAUGUAUAUUGUGUUUCUUGAUUUUCUAUAUUUCGAUCUUAGAUAUUUAGUAAAUUAAACAGUUUGAAAUGUUUAUAUUAAUUAAACGACGCGAUGGAGUUGGCGAUCAACUUUUAAUUGCACUAGCAUCCAAUCUCGGUUCAACACGUCAGCUCACUAUUAAUUAAAUUGCAAGCUUUUUAUGGAAAUAUAGGUUUAUUUAAAACAGUCACACAGUAAUGAAACGGGUAUUAAAGGUGUAUAAACACCAACAACCCCAUUUAAAACUACACUUUGUAAUGCUAUUUGGCCUAAUUGUUUUUUCCGUGUUUUAUGGCACAACCUUUGCCCUCAUGUCUGUUCAUGUAUUUUUAAUUUUUUUCAAAACAAAACCCGCUUCACCAUUUUUUUUUCUAAAACUAUAAACUUAUUACUCGUGUUUUUUAAAAUAUUGCCAAUAACAAUGCGCAUUAUCUUUUAGAUCAGUGGGAUGUCCAUCCACAAACAAUAGCCAUGUGCCCGCGAUCGUUCAUGACUUUUCACUCUGCCAGCUUUUAUAUUCCCGAUUGUAGAUAGCCGAGCAAAACUAGUGCCAUUUCUACGCGCUCUGCGCGUGCUUGCAUGGGGAAUAUUAACUUUGGGAUACAUUAAUUGGCUUAACUGGAGAACAGCCGUUUAAUAAUCUUUCUAUAAUAAUCUUCGGUGUUCGGAACAAACUGAAAUAAUGGAAAGUAUUUUUCUUCGGAAGAAGUUAAUUUUCUUUUCGAAAUGUUAUUAAAUUUCAUUCUUUUCCAAUUCCGUAGUGGAAGUGGAUACCGCUAACCUUGAUCGUUUACACGAGUGGAGAGAAAACAUAACGUCAAUACCGAACGUAACUCUUUGGAAGUUGUGUCAAAAUGAACUAGAUUGUAAGUAAUAGAUAAGGCGUGAUCGGUCGAUCUCUAUUUUAUGUACAGAUACGAGAUACACCGUGGAAACAUCUGCGCAUGCGUCAACAUGACUGAAAUCUGCCUUGCGAACGUAUAGUCUCUAUGCCUGUUUCGGAGGUUGUCGAAGACUCAAAAUGGUCACGAAAAGAGUGACGUCCAUGUGUGUCUUUCUGCAAAAUUGCAAGCUAAAUAAUGAAUGUGUCACCCUAAAAGUAGAAAUAGUUAUUGUUUAUAUACAAUGCAAUUAAGAAAUAUGAUGCGCACCUGUCAUACGAUGCACAUUAUUCUCAAUAACUUUUCGUCACAGAAGUGACGGGGGUUCAACUCUUAAAAAAAAUACAGUUAUCAAAGUGAGUCGAUUGUUCGUUUUAUGUAUUAGCCUUAUACUCCUGGCAACUUCAUUUGCCCAUAUACUUUACAUCGAAUUUUUUUCACCAUGGAAGCGCGCAAUACAUGCCCAUUCAAACAAGGGAUAUUUGUUUACUUUGCAUUUCUUUACAUACUUUAAAUGUUGGAGGACUUGUGAUUGAUUAGGACCUAGUCUACCCGUUUUCUGUAUUUUCUUGUUUGCUUCCUUAUCUCGAAUGAGCAAUUAGCCUUGUUUAUGUUUUAAAUAAUAAUAAGAUAUAAUUUAAAUUGUUCGCCAUCUUUUAGUUCGUGCGCAGUUCAUGCAACUGUUGUCGCUGAAGACGACGUUUUUAUCAGAGUUAUACUGACUUUGAUUAAAUAUAAAUUUUUUAAAUUUUUGUCAUGAUUUAUAAAUAUAUAUAUAUAUAUAUAUAUAUAUAUAUAUAUAUAUAUAUAUAUAUAUAUAUAUAUAUAUAUAUAUAUAUAUAUAUAUAUAUAUAUAUAUGUGAUUAUUAAUGCUAAUUACAUGAUUUUACUAAACUUAAAGGGAAAUGGCAAUAUAAAUUUUUAUUUUCUUAUUUGAAAGAACUUUUGAAACUGUUUAAUAACUUAUUUUACCGAUUUUCAUAACUUGCUUAGUUCUUGGAAUAUUUUUACUUGAAGUAAUGAGAUGUCCGCCAUCGUGGAUACAUUUUUGAUCUCAUUAACGGUAUAAAAGUAUUCUGCUGACCAAAUAUUGAUUGGUAGAUGUUUUACAGUCGUGGCAAUCGAAGUGAUCCGAAAAAUGUUGGCCAAUUCAUUUCCUAACUUGAAGGAACACCUCUGAACAAUUCCUCAACAAUUUGAUAAGUUCCUUAAAAAGUUCCUAACUUUCUGUUUCAUUGACCAAUCAGAUUGCUCAAACAUAAAAUAUAAAAUUUGAUUGGUCAAUGAAACAGGAAGUUAGGAACUUUUUAAGGAACUUAUCAAAUUGUUGAGGAAUUUUUCAGAGGUGUUCCUUCAAGUUAGGAAAUGAAUUGGUAAACAUUUUCCCGUAUGCUUCUAUUGGCACGACUGUAAAGGUUUCAAGUAAUUUUGGUAUUUCCAAAGGCAUACAGAGUAUAAUUUUGAGUGCAAAAUGAUUAGUGGUUGUCUAGAUAAAAAUAUUGCGUGACCUCUGUUGUGACGCAACAUGCAUGCAUAUCUACAGAAAUCCAAGAUGGCGGAGAAUUCAUUUCUUUCCAUUAAAAUAUUUGUAGUGGUAAGCAAGAUAUGAAAAAGCUCUGAAAGAGUUUUAUAUAUGGUUUUGUUGUAUAUAAACACGAGCAGCUUUGGUGCGUGUUGUGUUCCGAUAUGCAAACACCAACCGUAGGCCAGUGAUUGUAUAUUAGAUACAAUAUGGACGAAAAUGGUGUGUUGCGUGUAAAAUGUACGAAUCUAAUCAGUUAUGUUGUUAUGUUAUCAUCCAAAAAAGAGAAUUUAACUGAGAAAAUUCAAGAAAAAGUUUACGCAAAUCGGGAGAAUGCUUACAAGAACUCAUUUUUGAGCAUUCAUUUGUUUUGAUUGAUCGAUCAUUGAAUUUCAUAAAACUAGUAAUGAACAAAUUAACACUCUUGUUCAACAGCCCUUUUUAGUAUUUUGGUUUAUAAAUAAAUUUGUUCCCAAGCCCCAUGCACUCCAGAUUUAUUAAUUGUACCUUUGUCCAAUUAGUAUAGGAAAUUACACGGUUCGAUAAGUUAAGCACGCAAGCGUCGUUCUUGGCAACAUGGACACCAACGGGGGAACAAUGAUUCUUGUUUGAAAUCACCAUGGAUAAUAAAAUACAUGGAUAGGAAACUAGCUGACGUGACCUAAUGUUUUCAAUGGGAUGAUGGCGUUGAAACCUAGUUGCAAACCAAAUUCUCAAAAAUGGCAUGUUUAGCAAUAAUACAGCUAAACAUUUUAGUCAAACAGCAAAUAAGUAUAACUAGGUCAUUCUACGAUGAAAUCUCUAAGUAUUGCCAGUCAAUUUUAGCAAAUAUUUCAAGCACUAAACAGUGAAAAAUGCAUCGCAAAUUUCGUUAAAAUCGGCGACGCUAAUUUCGUAGCUACAAAUUUCGUAGCUAAAAAAAAUACAAAACAAAGACGAAAAUAUUUACUUUGAAUACUUUGUCGUGGCUUAGCUAGGCAUGUUUUUAAAACAAUUAGACCAGUUUAUGCUUCAAUAUUACUCUUUUAAAGCGGAAAAUAUGGCGAAACUACAAAAAAGCUGAGAACUUUGGCAAUAUACGCGUGACGUCACAGAUUGCAACUAGGUUUAUACUGUGACGUCAGAAUGUUUCCUAUCCAGUUAUUUUACAAUCCAUGAAAUCACAAAGACUGCCGUUCUUGAUUUCAAACAAGGGCGGAUGUCACCAUCGAUAACGGCUCGACUGACUUCCGGUUGGCAUCCGUGUUGUCAAAAGCGUCGCUUACUUAAUACAAUGUUUCUUGUCAUUCAAUAUCAGUGUAAAAUUGACUAUUAAUGGAUUCAAGGGAGCAACAGCAUUACCCGCUUUUGUAAUCAAUAUUUGGGCGUCCAAAAUUCCAGCAGGCUCUGUUAUAAUCGCCACAACUAUGCCGAUUAAUGUUUAAUCGGAAUAGUCUUUAGCCAAUCAGAAACGAGUACCUUGACUAAAACGACAUUAAUAAAAUAACUGUAUAGCUCUCCAGCCAUCAAAUUGCAGUAAUUUUGUUAUAAAUGAAAACAUGAAAAUCUGUGCAUGAUUGUUUAUAGGUGAGGUUAAAAGGAUUACAAUCCAAUUGAAGAAUAUCACGGUGGACUGCAGCGCUUUGUCGUACGUGUAUAUUUUGUAUAAUUUACGGAGACUAUUAAUCAUCACUAAGAAAAUGGAUGAGCAGUAGGUUUUCUAACCUAGCGCAGAGUUUUUCAAUUCAGCACAUGUGGACUAUUUUGAAAAAGAGAAUCCUCCCAAACUAAUCGGAUUUUUUUCAGUACCUACCAUGUUUUUCUCUUGUACUAUAUGUGUGCAGUUUGUUUCCUUUUUAGAUCGUAUAUAUUAAUUAUGAUUUAAAUUCCUUAAUACUGUAAUUACACGAACUAUAUAUUUAUCUUUGACAAAUAUUUUGCUUACCGCUUUUGGAAGGAAUCGUACGCGUUUUACUAACCACGUUUUAUUGCCUUACUUUUUUCAGCCAUUCGCCUUGUCUUGCGCGUGCCGACAUUAUAGUAUUGGAUUAUAUUGUUAAGGGGAAACUAAUAACGAAACUAGAGGAAAAUGAAAGAGUAUCUUUAAUAUUUUCUACAAAUUUGAAGAGCGUCACAAGAAAAGAGGUAAGCAGUGAUUAUAACAACCUUAAUCCUUGGUUAAAGCACAUCAACGUUGUGUUGUACGGAAAUUCACAUAGGAGGAACGAGUGUUUGAAUGACGUGUUUCAAAAUUGAAAUCUUAUUUAAUUUGACACUUUUUAGUCGCUUAAUGUUCGUCCAUAUAUUUAUAGUUAGCCACUUUUUCCAGAGUGUAGAUAUUACCGCUGUCUAGACCAACAGUUGUCACCUGUUUUGUAUAAUCGUGGCGAACAUGGUCAAUAGAGAUUGCAAGUGACGCCAUAGGAAAUAUUCUGAUGUAUUCAUUAUUUCAACUUCCACAUUUUUGGAUGGGAAGUGUUCAUAAUGUUAAAUAAAAGCAUGCACUUCCUGACUAGCCUUGCAAUUUUGCAGAUUUACUUCGGUACGUUGAGCUCCAGCCCAGUUGGUCGCUUUAAUUUAACAUGCUUAAUCUGAAUUCUGAAAGGACAAUUCUGGCGAAUUCUGACAGACGCUUUCUCUGGUGAAUUCAAACAGAUGCUAUACGUGAUAUUCUCGCGUGACUGCGAGACGUGAAUAAGGGCCAGGCAUCUGAUAAUGCUCUGUUUAUAUAUGCAUGAUCAUAAAUCCUUGUUCACUAUGAAGAAAAGGAAUGUUUGGUAUAAUCUUAUUUAAUGAGGCAAUUGUCCAAUAUACCAUCUCCUCGUCGAAUUUUAACCGUACUUUCGAACUAUUAAUAAAUACGUAAAAUUUCAAACGUUUUUGUUCACGAGAAGUCGUUUCAAUGUAAAAUUCUAGGACAUAAAUCCUCUCUCCUUUCAUGAGCCGCUCUAGUACGGUCUUAAUUUAUUUGCUCUUUCAUUGAUCUUUUAUAUCUGCAAAGCUUAGAUUUUUAUAUAGAGCGCUGAAUAAAGAGCGCUGUAUAUAGAGCGCUGAAUUAAGACGCCUCUGAAAAGGAGAAUGAUCCAUUCUAUUACAUAACGACUUUGACAAAACCAUGCGUUCUAAGACGGUUAUUAGAAAGUAUAUACACUGGGCAAAAGAAUUGUGAAAUCCAUGGUAUGAAUCAAUAGUGUAUCAAUUUUCUAUAUCCAUAGUAUGGGAAUUGCAAUUAGUAUAGAAGGAUUGGGUUUCCAUAUUAUUUCCAGCGAAGAUCCAUACUAUUUCCAUAAUAAAGAUUUGGAAAAGAAUUCCUGUGAGUCAAAGUAUUAGCUAUACUUUUGUCCUUUCCUUGUUUCAGGUAAAUUGCCUAUAUUUGGAUGGUGUUGAAUGUGAAGGAAUGGCUGUUGGUAAGAUUGAUGGUGGAAAUAUUGAAUGUUUGGCCGAUCAUUUAACAAGUUUUACAAUGGUGGUACUUGAUAAUGGCGCGAAG